UUCUGGCGUAUGCGCUGCCCACUCAUAUGCAUGUGGCUUGUUGAACACCACCAGCCGCAAAGAGUGAUGAGACAGUUUGGGCUGUAUCAGGAGUGCCCACCAGUGUGGCAAGACACGGACAAGGCGCUUCAUAGGCUUGAUAGGCAGCGGCAGAGGAAGAUCACAAAUUGGCCAGUCCAUCAUAGCGGCCACAUCGCAGCGUUCAAACAGUGUUUGGAAGCGGCACGGAAUGCUGGCCCUGAGCAGAUUGUGCCUCACGACUUCGCCGCUUUCAACAACUACCUCGAGUGGUUCCAUGAGAACACGCGUAUCGAGUUAGUUAAGCACGCGUAUCCUGAGGAGAUCUUGGACGACCCCAUCCAGUUCGAUGAGGUUGGGCAAAGCCAGCACGACACCUUUGCUCGCAGAGGGAGAUCGACUUCUAUUGCUUCCGAGCUGAACUUCGUGCGGAAGGAGAUCGAAAAAACAGCUGAGGAGUGCGAGGUUAUGUGGGAGCAGAGCGGGACAGAUGACAAGCCUGUCGGACCGUUGCGGUAUUUCAUUAAGGUAUGA
Messenger RNA from Lolium perenne, 552 nucleotides. The record is from RefSeq and is a predicted model, not a curated record. NCBI's taxonomy places the organism in Eukaryota, Viridiplantae, Streptophyta, Magnoliopsida, Poales, Poaceae.